CUUGCGCAAGCGCACAACCGCACGGCCGCGUAGCUCCGAUCUUGCCGAAAACGCCUUGCGGGGAGGUUGAGCCGCUUGCACAAUGUCUGAAAUGAACGAGCUGUCCGAGCUCUAUGAGGAAAGCAAUGACCUGCAGAUGGAUGUGAUGCCUGGCGAGAGUGACCUUCCGCAGAUGGAGGUAGGCGGCGGGAGCCGGGAGCCAUCCCUGAACCCCUACCGCGCCGGGGCCCAGCCACAGCUGGAGGAGGAAGGCCCGAUGGAGGAGGAGGCCGCCCAGCCAAUGGCGGAGCCGCUGGGGCAGCGAGGCCUCGGUAGCCGGCCCGGCCUUGGGGAGCAGCCAGGCCAGGUCGCGGGCCCUGAUUUCGAGAGCGAGGACGAGGGCGAGGAAUUCGAUGACUGGGAGGACGACUACGACUAUCCGGAAGAGGAGCAGCUGAGUGGUGCAGGCUACAGAGUAUCAGCGGCCCUUGAAGAAGCCAACAAGAUGUUUUUGAGAACCUCCAGAGCAAGAGAAGCAGCUCUGGAUGGCGGGUUUCAGAUGCAUUAUGAGAAGACCCCGUUUGAUCAGUUGGCUUUUAUCGAAGAGCUUUUUUCACUCAUGGUUGUCAAUCGUCUGACCGAAGAGCUCGGCUGUGAUGAGAUUAUUGAUAGAGAGUAGUUAAACGCUGUGAAGAGAGGAGGAAACUACUUGAGGAGAGACCUGGCAUUCCACUGUCUCUUGGGUUCAUUCCAAAUAGUUCCGUGCCAAUGAAAAACUUGGUCUUCAAAAAAAAAAAAUUUUUUUUUUUUGUAGAAUAAAGUAGCGACUGCACAGUUAUGAAAAAGGAAAUUGUUAAAGAAAAAGGAUCUAAAUACUGUCGAAACCUGUUUUCAAGAAUGUCCUGAAACAUUUAUGGCUUUGACUUUGUUAUUGAUCCAGAUUAAUUUCCUUGCAUUGAGGAAAAUAUAUGUUCCUGUAAGGGAUGGCUUUGCAAGAGCAAAAGACUCUGGUUGAACUUCAUAAUGUAAGAACUGUUAAGUGAAAAUUGUCCAGUAAAAGGAAAGCCCUACACCUAAAAAAGACUUCAUGAACAACCCUUAAAGGUUUUAAACCUGCCCAGAAAUCCACCUCGGUAUCUGAAGUUUCCCUCUGUCUCCUCCUCUAAUUAAGCUUGUUAGUGGUUAUGCACCAGCAUUGGGGAUAAUAAAAAUUUCUUGUUCUGUGUA
Globicephala melas (long-finned pilot whale) is the source of this 1206-nucleotide messenger RNA. RefSeq names its product EP300 interacting inhibitor of differentiation 1 (gene EID1). Gene Ontology annotation, molecular function: transcription corepressor activity. The record is from RefSeq and is a predicted model, not a curated record. Lineage: Eukaryota; Metazoa; Chordata; Mammalia; Artiodactyla; Delphinidae. Gene Ontology annotation, cellular component: nucleoplasm. Gene Ontology annotation, biological process: negative regulation of DNA-templated transcription.